AUGUUAUACGAUCCAAAGAUGAACGAUAAUUUAAUUAAUGAUGUCGACGACUUAUUAGUCGAAAACGGUGCUACGGCGGAGACCGAUCGGGGUAGUACCGUUGGCGAUAGUUCAGACGACUAUGACGAUAGUCCGAGGCCUAUACGCCGUCACACACGGAGGGGGCUGAAAAAUGUCGAAAGUAGAGUAGACAUAAAUGUCGAACGUAGUGUUGACAAGGAUGACAUGGAGGAUAAUAAAUUUGAAUGA
Heterostelium album PN500 is the source of this 249-nucleotide messenger RNA. RefSeq lists its product as uncharacterized. Bases 1 to 249 code for a protein of 82 amino acids. The transcript has a single exon. Lineage: Eukaryota; Evosea; Eumycetozoa; Acytosteliales; Acytosteliaceae. The record is from RefSeq and is a predicted model, not a curated record.